AUGGCUUCUGGUCAAGAGAUGGAUGCUACUAAGGAGGUGCCUGUUGUUGGCAAUGAAGGAGAUACUGCUGCUGCUGCUGCUGCUGACAUUGAUCUCAACCUUGAUGACUUCGUGGUUGACAUGGAGAUCAAUGGAAGUGAAGCUGAGCUUGAGGCUGAUGCUGAAAAUGAGGACGAGGCUGGCUCUGAUGAGGGUGUUUCCAAUGAGACUGAGAACAUUGCUGUCAAGUUUCAGACUCAACUCAUGGAGCAGCAGUUACUCAUUGGAGAGCAGCAGUGCCGCAUCCAGAACUUGGAGGCUGAUUUUGUGUGGCUUCAUGCCUUGAUUGAGAAGCUGACCAGGGAGGUGCAGUUGAUCCCUAAGGAAAAUGACACCUCCAGCUUCAUUCAGGACCUGCACACCACUCUCCAGUUCGUGCAGUAUCAGCUCAAGAAGCAAGAGAAGAACAUCUCUGUGCUUCAGACUCAGUACAGGGAGAUCCGGCGUGGAAACCUCUAUCAGCCUACUCCUGCAGCAGAACGAGUCGCCAAUGCCGCUAACAGCCAUGCUGCACCUGCUGCUGCACCUCCUGCUGCUCGUGUGGUCGUUGCGACCCUUGCCCUGGACGACACUGCGACCAAGUUGGUGUAUGCCAACAAGCGCCACGCAGAGGCGAAUGGCCACCCUUUAAGCUGGGAGGAGUUCAAAGCGGCCAUGCUGACGGCAUUCCUGGUUCAGCCCCCGGCGCUCGAGGUGCGUAGCCACCUGGAGAACAUCCAGUGUGGUGACCAGCCUGUACGGGAGUACGCCAAGGAGUUUGAGAAAAAUCUGUCGCUGCUGAAGACUGCUCUUCCUGAGAGCGAGGUCAUCCACCAGUUCUUCAAGGGACUCCCCGAGCACAUCAAGCGUGUGCAUGUGGUGAAGGGGGAGCACCAGUGGAAGACCUACAAGGAGUGUAAGGAGCACGGAUGUGCACUUCCGUGCGUACCUGGACCUCAAGAGCACUCGUGCUCAGCAGCAGCCUAG
This is a messenger RNA of Closterium sp. NIES-65, 1005 nucleotides long. The record is from the annotation of a GenBank genome assembly. NCBI's taxonomy places the organism in Eukaryota, Viridiplantae, Streptophyta, Zygnematophyceae, Desmidiales, Closteriaceae.